This is a messenger RNA of Sycon ciliatum, 1012 nucleotides long. RefSeq lists its product as uncharacterized. The transcript has a single exon. The record is from RefSeq and is a predicted model, not a curated record. Bases 16 to 903 code for a protein of 295 amino acids. Gene Ontology annotation, biological process: DNA integration. NCBI's taxonomy places the organism in Eukaryota, Metazoa, Porifera, Calcarea, Leucosolenida, Sycettidae. Gene Ontology annotation, molecular function: nucleic acid binding.
CCAGAAGUGCUACCAAUGAGCAGCACCACUGCCCCGGCUACCAUACGCCGUCUCCGAGAAGUGUUUGCUCAACAUGGCCUGCCGGACCAGAUCGUGAGUGACAACGGCCCGCAGUUUACUGCCGAUGAGUUCCGCCGUUUCACAGAAGCCAACGGCAUAGCGCACACGUUCUCAGCACCGUACCACCCAGCGACUAACGGGUUGGCUGAACGAUUUGUGCGUACAAUGAAGCAGGCGCUCAGGUCCCAUUCUGCCACAGCACCGCUUGAGUUCUUGCCUCGCUUCCUGUUGGCCUAUCGCACCCCACCCCAUGCUACAACGAAUGCCACACCAGCAUCCCUGCUAAUGCACCGGGAGCUACGCACUCGGCUGUCGCUGGUUCAACCCAGUGUCCAGGCAUCUGUUGCCAAGAAACAGACAGCUCAGCGUAGUGCAAGAUCAGCGAACCGUGAGCGCACGUUUGCUGUGGAUGACACCGUCAUGGUACGUGACUACCGCACCAACGCACCACACCCGUGGAUUCAGGGCACAGUGCAAGCGGUACACGGCUCCCGCCACUAUACAGUGGAAGUUGGCCCAGACCAGCAAUGGAGGCGCCAUGUUGAACAGCUCCGGUCAGCCGACUCCGCUCCGCAAUCAUCCGUACCGAUGAACACAGCGCCUUUGCCGUCCGUGGCAGAACCGGAUCACAGUUUGUGCUUUCCGACUGCUCAUUCGCCAGCUAGUGUUCCGACACCACCCAGUGUCCAAGCCGCUGCUACUCCAACACCUCCGCCUGCGCAAACACCAGUAGCAGCAACUACGGCAACGCAGCAGGUCCAGUCGCCGCUGGCACAAGAUACGACUGAACCCCGCCGUAACCCGCCGAGAGCCCGAGUCCUGCCGGCUCGCCUGAGAGACUGAAUUGCUUCUUGCUCACACAAUUGCUGUCCCGUGCUCUCAGCUCAUCCGCUUCUUCUUCUUGUGCAUUAAAUGUUAUGCCGUAUAGGAAUACCUCGUAGCUCAACAUGUA